Molecule: messenger RNA, 801 nt
Organism: Vicia faba (fava bean)
Lineage: Eukaryota; Viridiplantae; Streptophyta; Magnoliopsida; Fabales; Fabaceae
Source: the annotation of a GenBank genome assembly
AUGAAACUAAAACCAUUCAAUCUCCGUUCAUUUUUCCUCUCCUUAAGACCGAUUCAAACUCCAUUCAUAUUCUCCCAUUCAUCACACAAAUGUUUCACAACUAAACCACCGCACUUCUUCCACGACGUCGUACCAGGGACCUGCGCCGUUUACAAUCACGCUCUCAAAUUCCAGCGUCCCCCUACUAUCAAAUGGAAGCCAAACCUAAAAAACACCGCCACCUUCAUCGGUUCCGUCACGCGUGAACUCAAGCGCGUGAACAGUAAAACCGGUAGAGUUGGGUUUCACACUACGAUUCGUGUUCCAACUUCUAACAAACCGAAUAGCUCAUCUUUUUGGGUGCUUCUUAUGAUGUGGGAUGAAAUUGCUGAAUUUGCUUAUCAACAUGUGAAACCAAAUCAUUUUAUUUGUGUUUCAGGUUGUUUGGGGUCUUACAUUGGAGAGACGCAUUUUUGUUAUAAGCUAAGUGUGAAUCAGUUAGAGUUUGUUGCUCAGAGUCCGGGCUACGGAGAGCAUGAGAAAGAAAAUAAAUUUGAAGCUGGUAACCAGUUAUCUGAUGGGAAUCAGCUUCACCUCUGGCAAGUGUUUUUCGCCAGUCCAAAUGAAUGGUGGGAUAACAGAAAGACCAAGUUAAAUCCAAAUUCGCCUGAUUUUAGACACAAGGAUACAGGGGAAGCUCUCUGGCUGAGUAAACAUAAUCCACCAUGGGUUACAAGACAACUUGAAUUACUUGACUCAAAAUUUGCAGGAGGAUUUGCAGGUCGUCGGCCACGUCUCACAUCUUGGGUUUACGAUGAAUAG